Molecule: messenger RNA, 1888 nt
Organism: Capsella rubella
Lineage: Eukaryota; Viridiplantae; Streptophyta; Magnoliopsida; Brassicales; Brassicaceae
Product: beta-glucosidase 28
Exons: 13
Coding region: 1-1770 (589 amino acids)
Biological process (GO): carbohydrate metabolic process
Molecular function (GO): beta-glucosidase activity
Source: RefSeq, a predicted model, not a curated record
AUGAAGGUGUAUAUUUUCAUCCAGCUCCUUAUAAUAAUCUCAUGGUUGUCGAAGAAGGUUACUUCAUUUCCUCCUGAAUCUAGAGCACUCGAUCGUCAUGAUUUUCCGGAUAAUUUUGUUUUUGGAACAGCUGCAUCGGCGUUUCAGUAUGAAGGUGCAACAAGUGAAGGUGGGAAGUCUCCAACUAUAUGGGAUUACUUCAGCCACACUUUUCCAGAGAGAACCAGUAUGCAAAAUGCAGAUGUAGCGGUCGACUUUUAUCAUCGCUAUAAGGAUGACAUCAAAUUGAUGAAAGACUUAAAUAUGGACGCUUUCAGAUUUUCCAUUUCAUGGGCUAGAUUAAUACCGAGUGGAAAAGUAAAAGAUGGAGUAAACAAAGAGGGUGUACAGUUCUAUAAGGCUCUCAUCGACGAGCUUGUAGCUAACGGUAUUCAACCAUCGAUAACACUCUACCAUUGGGACCAUCCUCAAGCACUUGAGGACGAGUAUGGUGGUUUUUUAAGCCCUCAAAUAGUAGAAGAUUUUCGAGAUUUUUCGAGAGUAUGUUUCGAGGAAUUCGGAGACAAAGUUAAGAUGUGGACUACUAUAAAUGAACCUUAUGUCAUAACUGUUGCGGGCUAUGAUACGGGAAACAAAGCGGUCGGACGAUGCUCUAAAUGGGUCAAUAGUAAGUGUCAAGCCGGCGAUUCAGCCACUGAGCCUUACAUUGCAUCGCAUCACCUUCUUCUUGCUCAUGCCGCAGCUGUCCAAGAGUUCCGAAAAUGUAACAAGACUUCACAAGACGGUCAGAUUGGGAUAGUGGUGUCGCCUUUGUGGUUUGAGCCUUAUGACUCUAGUUCUCCUGCCGAUAAUGAAGCUGUUAAACGAGCUCUUGUCGCUGAACUAGAUUGGCAUUUAGAUCCGGUUAUUCAUGGAGAUUAUCCAGAACUAAUGAAGAAACGAAUCGGAAAUAGAUUACCUUCUUUCACUCGAGAACAGUCUCAAAUGUUGAAAAACUCAUCUGAUUUCAUAGGCAUAAACUACUAUACCGCUCGUUACAUUGCUCAUCUUCCACACGUCGACCAUGCACGACCUCGUUUCGUAACCGAUCAACAGCUGAAAUGGACAGUCACAAAUCAAAGUAAUCACCAAUUCGGACCAGGGGAAGAUCGUGGCAUACUCCAAUCACAUCCAGAAGGUUUACGCAAAGUUCUUAACUACAUUAAAGACAAAUACAAUAAUCCUAUAGUCUAUAUAAAAGAGAACGGAAUUAAUGACUAUGACGACGGCACAAAAUCACGAGAGGAGAUUCUCAAUGACACAUUUAGGAUGAGUUACCAUGCGGACCAUCUCCAACAACUCCACAAAGCUAUAAGAGAGGAUGGAUGUGACGUAAGAGGAUAUUACGUGUGGUCUUUACUAGACAAUUUCGAGUGGGAGCAUGGAUACUCUACUAGAUUUGGUCUGUACUAUGUAGACUACGAAGACAACGAUCUCACUCGGUAUCCCAAAGGUUCGGUCAACUGGUUCAAGCAGUUUCUUCACAGACCGGUCGUAAAGAAUGAAGAAACAGAGGAGGAGAGAGUAUGGGAUGUGGUGUCACGUGAGGAAAGGUAUAAUAAGACUUUCGAUGAUUCAGAAGGUUUCGAGGCAUCCGUUGGUUCGAUUCUUUAUCUCAUGACGAAUGUAUCGAGAAGAGAAGAGGGUGACGAGAGAGAUCGAUGCGCUCUUGGGAAUCCUAGUCAUCAAUUAGGUUUCAUGUUGGGAACAUAUAAUUCUUUGGGAUUAUAGAAUAUGUUUUGUUGAUUAGACCCUAGCUUUCAUUUAAAUUUUUGAGUUAUCGAUGAACAUAGCCGUUGUAGGAAGAUAAUUAUAUUGAAUGGAAAUAAAAAAAACAACUAAUUUUAUA